AAAGAAAAAAUUCGAAUCCGGAAAAUGGCAGUUUGAAUCCUCGUCCUCUUCCCUACCUUGGCCCGGCGGAUACCUCCACGUCCCCACGCCUGCCCCCGCGCUUCCUUCCGACGGAGAAACUGAAAACCAUUCCGAUCAUCUCUCCGUGAAAUCUCUCUCGCCAAUCACUCGCAGUUCCGGGAAUGGAAAAGUCGAUCAGAAUGCACAAGCCUUCAGCGUCUUUCGAGUACGAGCUCUUUGAUGGAGAUCCUGACCACCUGAGAACAGUUGUGGCUACACCUACACAGACUGUGCCAUGGAUCAAUCCUUUUGAGUUGAAGUUCAAACACAGGAUUGGCCGAGGAACAUUUGGUGAUGUAUGGUUAGCAACACACCAUCAAUCUUCUGAUGACUUUGACGAGCACCAUGAAGUAGCUGUCAAGGUGCUACACCCUCUAAAGGAAGACCUAGGGCAGAAAUUUGUGGAGAAUGUUGAAGGCCUGUUCAUGAGAAUGAGAGAACUCCAAUGCGUUUGUUGGUUGCAUGGUAUCUCAAAGAUAAAUGGCCAGAUUUGCAUUGCAAUGAAAAUCUACGAGGAAUCAAUUGCUGACCAGAUUGCUAGAUCAAAGGGAGGCAAGCUCAAACUACCAGAUGUCUUGAGAUAUGGCAUUGACUUGGCAAGAGGAGUCCUACAGUUACACUCGCUUGGUUUGUUGCUACUGAAUGUCAAACCUUCCAACUGCCUUCUCGAUGAGCACGACCAUUUAGUGAUUGGGGAUUUCGGCAUCCCUUACCUUCUUCUAGGUAUACCUUUGUUGAAUUCAGAUGUAGCCUUGAGGCUUGGAACUCCAAGUUACAUGGCCCCUGAACAAUGGGAACCAGAAGCAAGAGGUCCGUUGUGUCUGGAGACUGAUUCUUGGGGUUUCGGAUGUAGCAUAUUGGAGAUGUUGACUGGGAUUCAACCUUGGUCUGGAAAAUCACCGAAGGAGAUUUAUAAAGCUGUUGUGUUUAAGCAAGAGAGGCCAUCUAUACCUAACGGUUUGCCUCCUGCCGUGGAACAUGUUAUUUCCGGCUGUUUUGAGUAUGAUCCACGAAACCGACCCUUAAUGGAUGACAUCCUGGUUGCAUUUGAGAGCUCGCAGGUUUCUGUUCAAGCCGAUGAAGGAUGGAUUAGUCCACAGCGGGGCAGUAAAUCAUUCCCAGAAAAUUCACCUGUCGUCGGCUAUACAACCUGGUACCUCUCGAAAGAUUAUCUCCAAGUAGACGACACCGUCCGUUCAAGAAAACCCCUGAACGCACAAAAGCCGCAGACCUUACCUCUGCAGAAAGGAACAGUCGUCGGAACAGACUCCGAAAGAUCUGGACUCGUUCUGGUGAAGAUCUCCGGAGUUCACAACCCUGUGAAGAUACAGGAGUCCACCCUCGAGAGGGUUGCAUAUGGUCUUUCAGCUGGUGACUGGGUUCGUCUGAAGGCAGACAACAACUGCAGCAACCACUCUCGUGUCGGCAUUCUCCAUUCCAUCAAACGGAAUGGACGUGCAGCAGUUGGAUUUGCCGGACGUGAAAUCCUCUGGAUGGGAGACGUCUCCAAGCUUGAAAUAGCUCAACCUUACUAUCUAGGCCAAUUCGUACGCCUGAAAGCUGACAUUUCUUCUCCUCGAUUCAGUUGGCCUCGCAAGGGAAGAUCUGUCUGGGCUACUGGCCGAGUCUCACGCGUGCUUCCAAACGGAUGUCUCGUAGUAAACUUCCCAGGACGGUUUGUGUUUGGUGGUGAAGAUUCAGAAUCCUACUUGGCAGAUCCAGAUCAGGUUGAGCUCGUUACCUUCGAUACGUGUCCCGGGAUUGUGGAGAAAUACCGGCACGUGGAGGAUUUUCACUGGGCGGUUAGACCGUUGGCUGUUGCACUGGGCGCAUUCACUGCAAUGAAGCUCGGUAUGUCCGUUGGACGAGCUGUGAGCUGCAAACUUGGGAAGGGGUCGAAGUCGGAUGAGAACAAAGCUGGUGGAAACACGGCUUGGCUCCCUCAUCCUGUUGCCAACAUAAUAAAAGAGAUGCAUUCUUGACCAAACAGGUUCGCCUCCUGCUUCCUGAAUGCCAGGUAGUUGGCAGAACCGUAAAUAAAGCUUCCAAAAUGUACAUGCUGUCGUCGUAUGUUUAAUUCCUUAUGUGUAGGAUUUGUUCCUUUCUGGUGUUCCAGUUUACUGUUUCUUUGCAGUCUUGUUCCAAGUUGUAGAAAGAUGCAGAUACCUGUCUGUAGUGCAUGAAGCGCGAAAACGUUUUCUUUUUUCGUUCUACGAUCAAUAUAUUACAUCAUUCAGCUGCUGCUGAAAGUCUGCAACAUAGUAUAUUUCACUCAUUUCUUUUUCAAUCCUAUAGCUAUGCGGCAUACAUUAAUUGCUGCUCAAAUUGCUAACAAAUGCUGUACAAAUUCGUCACCAACUACCACCAAAAUCAUUCAUACUGCCUGAACGACUUCUUUCGCUUCCUUCUCUGCCGCCCUUGGAGAAGACCGCAGUACCUUCACUCGAAAUGCGGCCUGCACCAGAGGAAAACUCAGAAUCUCAACCAGAAUGCACAGACCUAAUCAAGCAGUUUUACAAAGAAAAGAGAGAGGGAGUACCUUCUUAUCAGAACCAAACUCAAUAGUAUCCGAGGGGUGGAACCGGGUUGGGAAGUUUGGAGGUAUCCUGUACCGUCUCCCUUCAUUGUCUGUGAUGAAGGUUCCAUGUUCGCUCCUGAGAUCCAGCAAGUA
Linum tenue is the source of this 2731-nucleotide messenger RNA. The record is from the annotation of a GenBank genome assembly. NCBI's taxonomy places the organism in Eukaryota, Viridiplantae, Streptophyta, Magnoliopsida, Malpighiales, Linaceae.